CCUUGGCUUAGACAGAAAAGGUCAAGGGCUAUCCAAUCUGGGUAUUGCAAAGGAUUUAGUAAACAUCCUGUAUCAAAUUAAUAGAGAUAACAAAUGAAAUAUUUAAAAGAAACCUGCAAAUGGUUACAGAGAAGACGUAGCUUAUAAAUAUUAAUUAAUAAUUUAUAUACAAUAUGAAUUCAUUUGCAAACACAAUAUACUUUUUGUCGAUUUUUUGUAUCAGCUUGAUACUAGCGAAUAAUUUACGGCAUUUAAAACGAAUGGAAAAGUGUUCUAAAAUAGUAUGUCCGUUGGUGAAAGCCACCAUUUGCGUGAAAGUAAAGGACCAAAAUACUCCGAGGCGUCAUGUCAUGAUGUCUAAAUGCGAGCUGAAACUUAUCAAAUGUCAUGGAGAUGUAAACACAACAGUAGUACCUGGAAAGUACUGCAACGCACUUAGGCAAGGGAACAUUUUACCUGGAAAGGAAGAAGACCCUGUUAACGAUUCCAGCCCCAAGAUACUACAAGGAGAUAGCCCUGUAGUUCAGGAAGAUCCUGUUAAUGACUCUGCUCCGAGAGACCGUGUAGAUCAGGAAGAUCCUGUUAAUGACUCCGAUCCGAAAGACCGUGUAGAUCAGGAAGAUCCUGUUAAUGACUCCGGCCCGAAAGACGGUGUAGAUCAGGAAGAUCCUGUCAACGAUUCCAGCCCCUCCAAAAUUCAGCAAGAAGAAAACCCUGUAGAUGAUGAAGAUCCUGGUAAAGAUUCCGAUACUUCUGGGAUAUCGAAAGAAGAAGACCAUGUAGGCCAGCAAGAAGUUGCUAAUGAAUCUGAUAACGAUGACGUACCGCGAGUAGAAGGUGAUAACGAUGGCGAAAAAAGGAAUGACCAAUCUGGAGCCGACUGUCCUCAGAAGUGCCAAAAUCGCAGAGUGAUGGUGUGUGCGCGCUGUCCUCACGGCAUCUACCGCACGUUCAUGAGCAGCUGCUUCAUGAGGAUGUAUCAGUGCCAGCAUCCUAAUGAAAAGUUGGAACUGGUAUCACGGCACGCUUGCACAGGCUCAGCACCAUAUAUGGGUGAGAUGCCGAAGUCGAUUGGGGAAAACGUGGAGCCUUAUGAUGAGGAUCCCGUGCUCAACCAUAUUUACCACAGAUUGAGUGUACAAGAUUAAGUCUGCUAACAGUCUUACGAUAUUAAAUAUUUCGUAUUUGG
Cydia splendana is the source of this 1189-nucleotide messenger RNA. RefSeq lists its product as uncharacterized. The record is from RefSeq and is a predicted model, not a curated record. NCBI's taxonomy places the organism in Eukaryota, Metazoa, Arthropoda, Insecta, Lepidoptera, Tortricidae. Bases 174 to 1148 code for a protein of 324 amino acids. The transcript has 6 exons.